AUGGUUUCCUUUCUGGACGACACCGCUCGGGCCGCGCUUGAGGCCGAGUCUCAAACUAGAUCCCCGAAAAUAUCGUCAGCAGACUUCAACUAUUCUUUCAGCCAGGACGCAGAAGAUGAAGGGGUGAUCUCGAUAGAAGAGUUCCAGGCGAACCAGCGGCCUGUAAGUACACCUGUUGAGCAGACAUCUUCGUCGGUUGCCGAUUCGUCUCCGGUAGACCACCGAACCCGCGUUCUCUAUCCAGAGUUUAAGCGCAGACAGCGCGACUCGCCUCACUGGACUCAGGGGACACAUGCGGGCGUGACUCUGGAUCAUGUACGUGACUAUCUGACGUGGUUUGGUACGCUCUCUCCAUCAAAUAAGCAUAUUGCAGACACCGCGGUGAACAAAAUACAGAAAUAUUUUGAGAAGAAGAACCAAGAAAAGUCGGGGCAGGAGAGCAUACAGCCGCCUCCAGACAGUCCUACGCCAGAUGACUCGCAUAACGGCAUUGAAUCGAUCAUGGAGACACCUGUCAAACACAAUACUGUGAACGUCACGGCUGCUAAAGCUGAAAAGGCGAAUACUCUUCCUUUGAAGGAAAACAAGGUCCUUCUGAACAAACCUUUGGACGGAAGACGUAUGAUGAGCACUUCGUCCGCAGCAUACGCCAAGCUAGAGCUUUUGACGCAGAAAGAAAGCUUAUUUGCCGACGUGAAGCGAAAGAACGACGCCAACGAAGCGAAACAGCCUGAAGGAAAACGCGUCCAGGCAAUCACGCUGAGCGAGGAGCAAAACCAGGUGAUUGAACUUGCAAGGCAAGGCCACAACUUAUUUUAUACUGGUUCUGCAGGUACCGGUAAGUCUCUUUUGCUUAGGUCAUUGAUUAAGUCACUGAAAAAACAACAUCCACUGGGAAGUGUCGGUGUCACCGCUUCAACAGGGCUUGCCGCUUGUAAUAUAGGAGGCCAAACAUUGCAUUCAUUUACUGGAAUUGGAUUAGGUGAUGCGCCUGCCGAUAAAUUGGUAAAGAAAAUUAAGCGGAACCCUAAAAUGAAGGACAGAUGGAGAGAUCUGGAAGUCUUGAUCAUAGAUGAGGUUUCUAUGAUUGAUGCAUCUUUAUUUGAUAAGCUGGACAUGAUUGCGCGCGAAAUGAGAAAACGGCGAGAUGUUCCAUUUGGAGGGCUUCAGUUGGUUAUUUGUGGAGACUUUUAUCAACUCCCCCCAGUGACUAAGAAUGGCGAACCGGUUUUUGCAUUUGAGUCACAAGCGUGGAAACAAGCGAUCAAGUACACAAUCGUCCUCAAGAAAGUUUUCAGACAACAAUCGGAUCGCGACUUUAUUAACAUGUUGAACGAGGUGCGUAAUGGAAAUGUCUCCGAAGCCACUGCAAGAAAGUUCAGGGCUCUUUCACGUCCUUUGGCUUCCAAAGAAGGUGUGAUCCCUGCAAAGUUGUUUCCCACGCGACGGGAGGUUGACAGAGCCAAUAGUACGAUGUUGAAACAGCUUCCGGGUGCGGAAGUUGUUUUCAGGGCUUUUGAUGGAGGGUCGCUAACCGAUGAAGAUCAGCGGCAGCGACUGUUGUCAAGUUUUCUUGCUCCUGAACGAAUUGCACUGAAGAAGGACGCUCAAGUGAUGCUGAUCAAAAAUAUGGACGAAACUCUAGUUAACGGCUCCUUAGGCAAGAUUGUGGACUUUAUCGACCCCGAUACAUAUUCCCAUUAUCGAUCUAUCAAAAGUGAUAAGAUCGACGUUAAGACAUUAGAGGAAAAGGCCGCCAAUUCGCUGAAUAAGGGCCCUUCAAAGCGAGACGAGAAACAUCUGAUUGAAGAUUCUACCGUUUUGGAGAGCCAGCUGGAUGAGAAUGUUUUUUCGUUUUUGAAAGAGCUCAAGGAAGAACAGCCUGAGGACCUGCCUGAGUCCGCGCAGAAGAACAUAGAGCGCAAGAUAGAACUAUUGAACCAGCUGUACAGCAGUUCUAAAAACAGAAGAAUGCCUCUUGUUCGUUUCAUUCAGGCCGAUGGAACUACCCGUGAGGUGCUGAUUGAGCCGGAAACUUUUAGUCUUGAGGAUGAGUUUGAAAGGCCAAUUGUCUCCCGUACUCAAAUCCCGCUAAUUCUCGCCUGGUCAUUAAGUAUACACAAGUCGCAGGGGCAAACUCUUCCAUUGGUCCAAAUUGACUUGCGGAAUAUUUUUGAGCGCGGCCAGGCCUACGUUGCACUCUCGAGAGCUACUCACAGGAGAGGAUUACAGGUGAGGAAUUUUAAUCCUUCAAGGAUUCUCACUCACGAGAAAGUGGUUGCCUUUUACAAUAGUCUGAUGACCGUGGACGAAAUCAAGGACCGCGAGGAGAGCAAGCGCAAGAAGACUACAGGUUUUGUUUCGAGUACGCAGCUAAACCGAUUGGAGAAUUUGGCCGAUAAUGUUGCGGAUGCGGGCGACUUUGUGAAUGAGAAGGAUAAUGUAAUAGAUGAGUUCGACUCCGUAUGGAGCGGACAGUAA
Ogataea parapolymorpha DL-1 is the source of this 2481-nucleotide messenger RNA. RefSeq lists its product as uncharacterized. The record is from RefSeq and is a predicted model, not a curated record. The coding region runs from base 1 to 2481 and encodes 826 amino acids. The transcript has a single exon. Lineage: Eukaryota; Fungi; Ascomycota; Pichiomycetes; Pichiales; Pichiaceae. Gene Ontology annotation, molecular function: ATP hydrolysis activity; DNA helicase activity. Gene Ontology annotation, biological process: telomere maintenance; DNA repair.